CAAAGGAAUAUACUUUUUCCAAAAAAAAGACAAACAUAUUCAGCCCCCCGAACCCCACCACCAUAGAGUAUGCAAACAGAAUUGUAAUGUAUUUGUAAAAUGUACUGUUAUUCCUAAGUGUUAUUUUUCUAAAAUAUGCGUUUAGGGUUUUUUUUUUGUCCACGGCACAUUGUCAUUCAUGAGAACGUUCUCUUGUGACUCCAAUAUAUUGACUUUUCCCCCCUUAUAUAUUAAAAAAUACAACUUUUAAGAACUAAAACGUAACCCUAAAGCAUCCUCCCGCCACCCUUUCUUAAAAUGUACAUUUUCCAAAUUGAUGAAAUGAACUUUUUCUCCUAAUCAACUUCAAAUGCCUCCCUGCUUUUGUUCAACAUUUAAAAAUUGUGUUGCAUUGCCUUCUAGUGGCUACAAGUAAAAGUACAGCUAAACUCAACUGUUGCUCCCUUCAGAAACGCGUGGGAAUUUUGUUUUCUCUUUCGGCUUACGGCAACACAGGUUCUCUUGCGUUCGAUUUUUCGUUGUUAAUCAGGUCUUUAACCCCCAUUCGGAAAACGUAGCUCCGUAGCACCGUUUUUUUUUACAAGAGUCAGACAAAGGUCUACUUUUGGGUGAGCAGGUUUUGCCAUUUCCAAGCGUUCAUGAAGUCAAGCGCUAGACCUCACGGUGCCCUGCAUGUCACUUGUGUCGAUGAAGGUGGCAGCCAGCUGGUUUUCCGCCAGUUUGGAGGUCUUGACAUUUUAAACAAGUCGCUGCCAAAUUGUCUUUCUUGUUCGGGACUUCAACUUGACAUUGAAGAAAAAAAAAAACCCAACUCACCUUUGUUUAAGAGAACAGAAUGAAGACGCUUCGGGUUGUAAUGGCACUGCUGGUCGUUUUCCAGCUUCCAGUCAAUUCCAUGCCGCCAAGAUCUGCUUUUGGUUCGAGCCGGACACAAUCAACUGUCACGGAAAGCCCUCCCAGACCCCCCGAGAGUGACGAGAGCGGGAAGAGGUGGCCGUCCAGGCCCGCGUCACAGCCCCCCGGCUGGGACGCGGAUCCCGGCGGCCUUUCCGGCGACCGGCACCGCCCGGAAGAAUCGGACCUGUUGGAGGAGGGGCACGACAACUCCACGGAGAUUGUGAGCAUGGAUCACGCGUACUACACGUCUAAAAUCACGGGGCCCGGCGACGCGGGGGCCGCAGACGCGUGGGUCAACGCGCAGCCGGCCAAGGGGGAGCGGUGGAAGACCUCCGGCUUCCUGUCCGGUACGCGCUGCCGGGCCGAGAGAGUGAAUCUUUCCUUUGACUUUCCGUUCUACGGUCACAUGUUGAAGGAGGUCACCGUGGCACCCGCAGGCAAGUAUGCUCGCCCUAAGCGCCUUCUGCCAAGAGUGCCAAGAAGUGUACGCUUUCCCCGGACAGGCUUCAUUUACACCGGCGAGCUCGUCCACCGCCUGCUCACGGCCACCCAGUACAUCGCGCCGCUCAUGGCCCACUUUGACCCCGCCCUAGCCGCCGACGCCUCCGUCUUUUACUUUGAUAACGGUUCCGCCCUGGUGGUGCAGUGGAGGCGCCUCCACCUGCAGGACCGGCUCCAAUCGGGCACGUUCACCUUCCAAGCUGCUCUGCACGCCGACGGACGCAUCGUCUUCGCCUACAGAGAGAUUCCUGUUGACAUCAGAGACAUCGGCAGUGAGAAUCACCCGGUCAAAGUGGGCCUGUCGGACGCUUUCGUGGUGCUUCACAAGAUCGAGCAGAUCCCGAAUUUGCGACGGAGAACCAUUUAUGAGUAUCACAAGGUGGAAAUUGUCAAGUCGAAAAUCUGCAACGCCACCACGAUAGAGAUGCUCCCUCUCCCAACGUGCCUGCAGUUCUCCGGCUGCGCUGCGUGCGUCACUUCUCAGAUUGGCUUCAACUGCAGCUGGUGCUCCCGCUUGCAGAGAUGCUCCAGCGGCUUUGACCGCAAGCGCCAAGACUGGGUGGACCACGGAUGCCAGGACCAGAGACGAGAUCUCCGUUGCCUGAGCGUCCUGGACGCACGGUCGCGCCAGCCCACGCCGGGGAGUGGCGGGAAGGGCGCGUGCGGCCCUUCUUCCUCCGCCAGCCAACCUGCAGCGGGCGGCGAGGACCGGGACACGGGCCAAAGGAAGCGGGCGGGUCUACUGGCGGGUGCGGUCGCGGUCGCCGCGGUCACCGUCGUCACGGUGACGGGCGUCCUGCUGUCCGUCUACGCGUACAAUCGCCCCACGUCGACCGCCGGCCUCUUCUUCAUGGAGCGGCGUCCGGCCCGUUGGCCCACCAUGAAGUUCCGCCGCGGCUCAGGCCGCCCUUCUUACGCCGAGGUGGAGCCCCCGGGCGCGGACGCGGACGGCGCGGCGGUCAUCGACCCCAAGCGGUCGUUGGUCAUGGAUAUCAGACGAGAGAGCGAGCAGAAGGAGGGCUUCGUGGUGCCUGACCCCAGGGAACGUUUCCUCUGCUGCGAGAGCGCUUAACCGGGACUACCGCUCCCAGAAUGCCGCGCUUUCUUAUCAUCGAAUACCUCCGCGAGGAAACGCCAGUACUUUUUGGGAUGCAGACUUUGCCUUUGCCACCGGACUGCUUGAAUGUGAUUUGCAAAGACAAAUACAGACCGACUCUCUGGCCAAGAUCGCUGUUAUGUGUCAGCGUUCCCUCCCGGAGAAACUUCUUUCCGAUGAUGGAAUGUCUUCACCCAGCCGUGUCAUUUCCUCUUUUCCAAAAUGCAAACAAAAUUCCUCACCUUGUCCGCCUUCCGUGUGCAAGGUUCAAAAGGGCUUUGCUGCCAUUCAUCUUCAAGCAUGCCUUUAUUUUCGACUGAUUAUUCCACUUUACACUUAGGAUAUGUCACACCUAUUACAUAUCGGCAUGGGGGGGGGGAAAUAUGCAUCGCUUUUUUUCUAGACUGGACUGUGAUUAAAUUGUUCUUGAAAAGAAGAUGUUUGCUCUGUUUUGAAGUCUUUUCUUUCUCGCGAAAAAAAAGUAGCAGAAAGGC
This is a messenger RNA of Hippocampus zosterae (dwarf seahorse), 2988 nucleotides long. Its product is annotated as plexin domain-containing protein 2-like. Lineage: Eukaryota; Metazoa; Chordata; Actinopteri; Syngnathiformes; Syngnathidae. The record is from RefSeq and is a predicted model, not a curated record. The transcript has 12 exons. The coding region runs from base 836 to 2470 and encodes 544 amino acids.